Molecule: messenger RNA, 1074 nt
Organism: Populus trichocarpa (black cottonwood)
Lineage: Eukaryota; Viridiplantae; Streptophyta; Magnoliopsida; Malpighiales; Salicaceae
Product: 40S ribosomal protein S3-1
Exons: 6
Coding region: 141-716 (191 amino acids)
Biological process (GO): translation
Cellular component (GO): cytosolic small ribosomal subunit; nucleus
Molecular function (GO): structural constituent of ribosome; RNA binding
Source: RefSeq, a predicted model, not a curated record
CAAAAAACCCUAGCCCUUUUUAUACACAAGUACGCUUCCAUUUCUACUUCCACUCAAAUAUUAGGGUUUUCUGCGCUUAGCCUAAAGCAGUUCACUCUGAAAAGCGCCGUUGCUUCUUAAAUCUCCAGUUUCUCCCAAUCAUGGCUACCCAAAUCAGUAAGAAGCGCAAAUUUGUUGCGGAUGGAGUUUUCUACGCAGAGCUGAAUGAGGUAUUGACCAGAGAAUUGGCUGAGGAUGGAUACUCUGGUGUUGAAGUUAGGGUUACUCCGAUGCGCACUGAGAUCAUCAUCAGGGCUACUCGUACUCAAAAUGUUCUUGGUGAGAAGGGAAGGAGGAUCAGGGAGCUGACUUCUGUUGUUCAGAAACGUUUUAAGUUUCCUGAGAAUGGUGUGGAGCUCUAUGCUGAGAAAGUUAACAACAGGGGUCUCUGUGCCAUUGCUCAGGCUGAGUCUCUUCGUUACAAGCUUCUUGGAGGCCUUGCUGUUCGCAGGGCUUGCUAUGGUGUCCUGAGAUUUGUAAUGGAGAGUGGGGCAAAAGGAUGUGAGGUUAUUGUGAGUGGAAAGCUUAGGGCACAGCGUGCCAAAUCCAUGAAAUUUAAGGAUGGGUACAUGAUAUCCUCUGGCCAACCUGUUAAAGAAUAUAUUGAUGCAGCUGUUAGGCAUGUUCUUCUUAGACAGGUCAGGAGUGCUUGGUAUCAAGGUCAAGAUCAUGCUUGACUGGGAUCCUAAGGGCAAGGUGGGGCCAAUGACUCCACUACCUGAUCUGGUCACCAUCCAUCCUCCCAAGGAAGAAGAAGAGUAUGUUGCUCCACCAGUGAUGACAACCAAUAUCGAGAUUCCAGUAGCAUUAGCAUAAAUGUCGAGUACGGUUGCUUCCUAGCCUCGACUAUCUAUGAAGAGUCGCUUUUUGUAGCCUACUUUUACAAACCAAGAUUUAAUUUGGUAUUUUGCUAUUUAUAGCUUCCAAAAUUGUGUCCUUUUUUUGGUACCAAGGUUUGUCGCAAGAUGAUUUAACAAGUGCAUUUUCGUUCUAAGAUUUUCAUUUACAACAGAAAGUUCAUCCUUUAGUUGUUUA